Messenger RNA from Danaus chrysippus (African queen), 1905 nucleotides. The record is from the annotation of a GenBank genome assembly. NCBI's taxonomy places the organism in Eukaryota, Metazoa, Arthropoda, Insecta, Lepidoptera, Nymphalidae.
AUGCGCGCCAUCAAACUUUUGACGUUUUACUUUUUAAUAUGGAACCCGGUGCGGAUGCAGGAGAUUACGGAGGAAUCCAGAUUAAUAAAAGUUUGUUCUUAUUGUACGUGCAGUGAAAUACCAGAAGUGGAUGGCACACAUUUGGUGUUAAAUAUAUUGUGUUCUGAAUUGGAUCGUAUAGAAAAUUUGGCUGAUUUGGAUAAAAUACAAUGGCCGGAAAAUCCGAAUGGUCUGAAAAUAUCAGCGACUUUUGAGGGGAUGGGUCUAUCUACACUAGGCAAAUUACCACCUAAUUCUCAAGUAGAGACGCUCAGGUUUACAAACAAUGCUAUCAAAACAUAUUGGCCUGAUCCAUUCAGUGAUGUUCCCAAUCUGAAGAGAAUAUCGUUCACUCAAAAUGAACUCUCAGAGAUCACUCCAGACCUCUUUACGAAGAUAGAGAGCUUGGAAGAUUUAGAUUUAUCGUAUAAUAAAAUCGGAGAUAUAAAUCCUUUAGAUUUUAAAUUUUUACACAACCUAAAGAGGUUGAAUUUGCAAAGUAAUCUUCUAAAGAAAAUACCGGUCGCUUCACUCGAACCUAUGACGUUGUUGGAAGAUUUAGACCUUAGUAAGAAUGGGAUCCAGGAAGUGUUGCUCAGACGGGUGGAGAGUGUGACGUUAAAAGGAAUUAAAAGAUUAAAUCUAAAUAGCAACAGAAUACGAUCAAUACUUAAAGAAUCUUUUCCGGAGAACAACAGCAUAGAACUGUUGGAUUUAUCUAACAAUAUAAUUGAGAUGGUCGAAGAGGAUGCGUUGUCCUCGUGCAUCAAUUUAAGAGAAUUGAACCUUGCGCAGAACAACAUAACGUUUCCUUUCGCUGUUCCGCCGACACUCCAGAUCGCUAUAUUGAAGAUAAACACCUUGUACCACUGGCUGAACUUCCCAGCCAGCAUCACCUACAUAGAUCUUUCUUAUAAUCGUUUAUCAGCUCUGUAUAAUGAGGAGACUGUUGAUUUUAAUAACCUUGAGGUUCUUAGUAUAGGCGGAAAUCAAUUAAGAGAUUUUGAUAUACAAAGAAAACUUCCCAAGCUAUUCAGCUUAGAUAUAUCGUACAAUCUAUUACAAGAAGUACCAAAAUGCUUGAGCAGUGAAAUUCUGCCAAAUUUGGAGGAGUUGCGUUUAGAUGGCAACCCAAUGGACAGUAUUUAUUUUAAGAAUAUAAUAGCCUUAAAGUAUUUAUAUAUGAACGAUCUGAUUAAACUGACUGUAGUAGAUGAUAAGGCAUUCAGUAAUGUUAUCGGCAGACGUGGGGAAGAUGAUGUUAAUUCAGAGAAGAGUUGUUUUUCUCUCUAUCUCUCUCAUAAUCCAUCCCUCAGUAAUAUCCAAGAUGGAGCCUUCGAUGGUACAAAUGUUUGUAUGUUGGACAUAAGUCACAACAACCUGAGCGUACUUUCUCGUUCUGUGAUCUCUCCUCCGCCCUCUGAGGGAGUAGAUCUUCAAUACAACCCGUGGCGAUGUUCCUGCGAGAUGCAGUGGAUUGUUGAUGACUUGCUGCCAGUGUUGUACAGAGACAGCCCUCGGUUAUUAGAUGAACUCAGAUGUGGUUCUCCGCGAGCUCACGAGGGUCUUCGUCUGGUACAUUGGUACAACUGGACCGGGAGAGCUUUGUGUGAUCAGAAAUCGCUUGGAAAUUAUGAGAUCGAAUCCUCAACGGAGCCGAGUAAAGUGACCAAUCUGACUCUCAUCCUGGGAGGAUGUAUCAUAGUAGCUCUUCUAAUAGCCAUCGCUUUGUUUGUGUAUCUGGUGAAGAGUAGAAGACGACAUAGAAUAAGACAGGCCGCUCUCAACCGCAAGAGUCAAAGUUCGAGUGACGCUAAAAAUACAAACGGCCUACACAAUGAAUUCGCAGCUCUUAAUAAAACAUGA